CCUUGUAUAAUAUAGAAUUUAGUUUUUGAAUAUAUAUAGUUUGUUUUUCACAUUUAUUUUAUUUCAUUUUAUGGGUUUAUAAUGGUUUUAUCAAUGUAUUAAUUGUCGUUUAAAAGUUUCAUUCGUAAAAAAUGUAAAAGUCAACCCAUGUCAAGAAGUCAAAAAAACUAAAAAGCGAACGAAAAAGUCUUAAAAACCUCGUAGAAGCACUUCUUUUCAACUAACCCAAGAGCCCUACAAUGUCAAUUCUUUCCACUUUGGUCUCGUACUUACCAAGAACAACCCCCCAAGGUGGUUACUUACCACACUGGUUACUCUUCAUCUCGGUAGUCUCGAUUUUCAACUCUGUUCAAACCUACCAAAGCAAAGACUUGGCCCUUACUAAAAAAGUUUAUGACAAUUCCAAACCGGGCCAAGUCACCGAUUUGAGUGCCAGAACUUUUGGUACUUGGACCUUCAUAACCUCAAUCGUUAGAUAUUACGGUGCAUAUCACUUAAUUGGUAAUAAACUGGUUUAUGAAAUGGUUAUGUGGACUUUUGUCGUUGCUGGUGGCCAUUUCAUCAGUGAAUGGUUGUUUUACCGUACAGUUAACUUUGGUAAAGGUUUGGCCGGUCCAUUAAUUGUCAGUACUGUCAGUUUCACAUGGAUGUACUUACAAAAAGAUUUUUACUUGGGCUUUUAAUUACUUAUCUUUAAUAUAUUUGCAUUAGUCUUCCCAA
Molecule: messenger RNA, 720 nt
Organism: Hyphopichia burtonii NRRL Y-1933
Lineage: Eukaryota; Fungi; Ascomycota; Pichiomycetes; Serinales; Debaryomycetaceae
Gene: ERG28
Product: Erg28p
Exons: 1
Coding region: 240-683 (147 amino acids)
Cellular component (GO): membrane; endoplasmic reticulum
Molecular function (GO): protein-macromolecule adaptor activity
Source: RefSeq, a predicted model, not a curated record